Messenger RNA from Alternaria incomplexa, 1611 nucleotides. RefSeq lists its product as uncharacterized. The record is from RefSeq and is a predicted model, not a curated record. The transcript is spliced from 2 exons. Lineage: Eukaryota; Fungi; Ascomycota; Dothideomycetes; Pleosporales; Pleosporaceae. Bases 1 to 1611 code for a protein of 536 amino acids. Gene Ontology annotation, molecular function: FAD binding; oxidoreductase activity.
AUGAUGCGAUUUAGUCAAUUUGUUCUCCUGGGCGUCUUCCCAAGCGUACUACUUGCACAACAGACAUUCGAGUCACCCGACUUUGAUAUUACUGCUGCAUUAUUGGACAAUGGUGUAAACGUCUUCGAUAUUCCUGACCCAACCGACCUAUCCAAGCGAACCAGUUCAGGCUCAUGUUCGGUUGCUUGCAGCUCUCUUAAACGCAUCUUUGGUGAUGCGAAGGUCGAGACUCAAGAAGAGACAGGCUACGGCGUAGCUGUGAACUACUUCUGGUCACAGCAACAGCGCGAAGCACAACCGUAUUGCGUCUUCAAACCCGAGGAAGCACGCGAUGUGUCUACUCUCGUUCUGCUGUCGCGUCUUACUCAAUGCCCUUUCGCAGUAAGAAGUGGAGGACAUGCAGCAUUCACUGGAGCAUCGAGCAAUGAUGGUGGCAUCACUGUUAUCUUCGAGCGCAUGAAGAAGAUCACCCUGUCGGAAGACAAGAAGGUUGCUGCCAUUGAACCUGGUAGCCUUUGGUACGACAUCUAUUCGACUCUUGCCAAGGACAAUCUCGCGGUGAUAGGCGGCCGCGUCUCUGCUAUUGGCAUCGGAGGUCUCACAACAGGAGGCGGCAUCUCGUUCUUCUCUAACGAAUAUGGCUGGGCAUGCGACAAUGUCGCGUCUUUCGAGGUCGUUACCGCGUCGGGUCGCAUCGUAAAAGCAAGCCAGAAAUCGUACCCAGACCUGUACUGGGCAUUGAGAGGUGGCGGCAAUAACGUCGGCAUCGUCACGACCUUCAAUCUCGAAACUUUCGCUCACGGCCCGUUAAUGCUUGGUGGACAGAGAAGGUUCUUUGAGGAAAGCUUCCCUGCUGCUAUCGAUGCUUUCGUGAACUUGGGGUCGGACAAAAAGGCCGAUCCAAAAGCUGCUCAGUUCUUGGCCAUCUUCCUGGAUGCCGCUUCGAACACAAAGAUCGCCGUUGCCGAGCUGGAGUAUUCUGACCCGAUUCUCGACGCUCCAGUCUUCGAUGAGUACCGCGCAGUCCCUGCCUUCCAGGACACCUUACAAUUGAAUACCCUGGCCAACUUCACGCAAAUGCUGAACGACAGCAACCCCAAAGGCUAUCGAGACUCAUUCUGGACUGCUUCAUCCAAACUAGACUACGGGAUGGUCGAAUUCAUGUUUGACGCCACCUUUGAAGAGUUCGAGAAGAUCCGAGAUGUUGCCGGUAUCCUGCCUGCAAACACCUUUCAGGUCAUCACCGUCGCACAACUCACGCAGAUGCAGAAGAAGGGCGGAAACGCACUAGGCCUUGUGCCUUCCGACGGUCCGAUUCUCCUCAUAAACUUGAGUAGCCGUUGGGACAAAAAGGAGGACGACGAGCGUGUGUUGAAGGCGAACGCCAACAUCGUCAGGAAAAUGGAGGCCGAGGCGAAGCGCAGGGAUAUGGUCAACGACUACAUCUACAUGAAUUACGCCAGUCAAUUUCAGAAUGUCGUUGAGAGUUACGGGGAGAGUGCGGACAAGCUGAGGAAAAUCGCGCGCAAGUAUGACCCUACUGAGGUUUUCCAGAAGCUGCAGCCGGGUUACUUUAAGCUGCAGGGGCCGCCAAAUAAGAAUUGGCCAUGA